Molecule: messenger RNA, 4128 nt
Organism: Fibroporia radiculosa
Lineage: Eukaryota; Fungi; Basidiomycota; Agaricomycetes; Polyporales; Fibroporiaceae
Exons: 15
Coding region: 1-4128 (1375 amino acids)
Biological process (GO): autophagy of mitochondrion; reticulophagy; autophagosome assembly
Cellular component (GO): extrinsic component of membrane; Atg1/ULK1 kinase complex; phagophore assembly site membrane
Molecular function (GO): protein kinase binding; molecular adaptor activity
Source: RefSeq, a predicted model, not a curated record
AUGCUGGAAACUAAAAUAUAUCUCAGAUUAGGAAACAUCGAAUCGUUCCUUGAGGAUAAGACUGGGGUAUUACAAGACCAUAUUCUAGCAUAUCUCUCGGAUGGUCGACGGCUGCGGGAUGAUAAUAUUCGUGAAUUGGCGUCUGUGCAAGAUCAGACAAUCUUUGUUUUCAACAAACGGUAUCUUGAUUUGGACGUAAACCAAGUUCUCAGCGACCUUCAGAUCGAACCAGCAUUGCAACCACCUGUGGAAGAUACUAUCGCCUCAACACCUCCAUUUCGAAUCACCCAGCUUGCAACGUCCUACGUACAUGUUGCACACGCGCAUAACGAGCAUGUCAAGCAGACGCUCCUGUCCCUCAGCUUUCAGAACGCAGCUCUUAAUAUUGCCUCCAGUGCGCUGGAUCUGCAUGUGCUCGAGAUUACAAGUGUUUUUGACGGGAUUGCGGAGGCAGUUCGGCGUGAGCUUGACAAACAGAGUGCGCUUCUUGAUGGUCUUGAUGGUGAUUUGGCGAUUGUGGAGCGUGUAUCGGUGCACAAGGAGUUCUUGAGUGACAAAGUGCGGAGAGCAAUAGACGAUGGAGAUCGUGGGCGGACUUUGGGAGACUAUGUCAGCAGGGAUAAAAUGAGAAUGGUUGCAAAUAAUUGCAAGAGAGCGCACGAGGAACUUCGAGCACUAUUCCGAGAAGUUCAAGAGACAAUGCUCCGGCUGAGUGGAGGCGCAGAAGAGAUCCGUACGGCCGUUGUUGAUCAAAGCUUAUUGGGAGAAGCGGAGGCGUGCGUCAAGCGCUCCCAGGAAGCCUUUGACAAAGCGACUGAACUUAGCGCUGUUGUUGAGAAGCCCGUGUCAGCUCCUGACAAGGUUCUGUCAGAGUUCCGUCAACUUGAUAAUACAUUGCGCAGUGAACUGCAAUACAUCACUCAAGUUAAGAACUCUUAUACCGAGCACUGCAUUACAACUUUACGUCGAGUCAGCAUAUUGAACAACGAUCUGGUUGAGCUUCCGACGUUAAUGGCAUCCUUGCAAGCUGCCCUCAAGGCUAGGACAAGCUUCUCGCAUAUCCAGAGACUGCAUAAUAUGCUUUAUGCAUAUGGAGCAACAGUAGUCGAAGUCGUGAGGCGGAAGGAGUUCUCGCGAUUCUUUAUCCAGAGAUCGCAGAGUAUUCUCGAAGUCAUGGCCAAACUUUCAGCGAACGCAACAAUCCGUAGCGCAAAUGAACGUAAACGACGCCAGGUCUACCGAGGCGAAGUCCAUGGUCUACUUCCUUUCGAGACUACCAUGGAUGAUCCAGUUCCAGCUAUUGAUUUUUCGCCAAGUGGGACCGAUGAAUCAGCGUAUUCUUUGGAACGCCCGGAUGUAGACGGACUAUUGCAACUUCUGGAUGAUUUAGAACAUUUUGCGGAGGUUUCGCAGGAUCCAGCCGCGUUGAAGUCCGUAGCGGAAGCACGCGCAGGGUUGGAGCGACUGGUGGGCAAGAUGGAUAGUCUUGAAACAGCGUUUGAUCGUAUAGCAGAGCGCUCUUUGCUGUCUGCCUCCCGCCUGACCAGUCAACGCCGUCGAACGGCAGAAGAGGAUCUUGAGCUCGAAUUAGAAAUUCAGAAGUUACGACACGCGCAAACAGAGCGAGACACGGUGUAUCAAAUGGAGCGACAAGCCUUGGAAGAACAAGCUGUGCAAUUGCGGGACUCCCUUGAUGCUGAGCGGGCUGCGCGUGAUGAGCUUGAGCGCGAAUUACGGUCUGUCAGAGCGCAGCUUGAGAGCGAGUCUACGUCAAGACGUAUCUUGGAGGAACGAAACACGCAGCUUUGUUCGGGUGCAGACGGACACAGGGAAGCAUUGGCCCGUGCGCUCGCGGAGGCGACGGAACAGACCAGGGCAGCCGAGAUCGUACGACAGGAACUCGCUCAAGUCCGCGCGGAAUUCAAGCACAUCAAGGCGAUCGAGAAACACAACACGGACAAGGUCGCGUCUCUACUUGAGGAGCAGGCACACACCUUGACUCGACUUGAAGAGGCCCGUGUCCGCGGGGAAGAUCUAGAGUCGCAGAUACAGGCUGCUCGGUCCGACGGCGAAGAAGUUAAGCGCGCGUUGGUUGAAGCAGACAGAGAGAAGGACCGACUGCUCCGCGCCCAGGCGUCCGAACAUGACCGCAUGAUGCGCGACCAUAUUGCCGAAGCUGACGGUGAUCGGGCUGUGCUUGAGCACCAGUUCUCCGAGCUCAAGGCUGCGCUUGAGGACACUGAGCGGCAGCUCAAGGAUGCGCGUGCGCAGACUGAUAUGGCUUUGGCAGAUACGGUCGGUCUUCGGGAAGAGCUGCAACGGGUUGAGCACCAACUCCGCGAGGCCCAGCACAUGGAGAGAGUGCUCAGAGACGACCUCCGGGACGGUAGGGCCUCUCAGUCUGACUUUGAAAUGCACCUGGAGAAUAGCGGCCGCCUUAUGGCUCAGAUUUUGGAUGUCGCCCUCGCAUUUCGAGAUUCACAUGUCAAGGCUCUCGUGGCAGCGCAAGCCAUGGCUUCUCACCCAGCUGCCAACAGGGCAUCUACCAAUCUAAAUCUGACCGACUCAGCUAUCAGUCCGGGAAGACUGAGUAUUGUGAGCAACAACUUUGAACCUCCUCCUAUUGAUCCCUCCGAUCCUGCUGCUGCUCUCGAGGCGUUACGUGCGUUUGAUCAUGACCACUUCAUGGAGGCAAUCAACAAGGCCGGCUCUACCAUUCGUAAGUGGCAGAAACAGUGCAAGGAAUAUCGUGAGCGGGCAAAAGGGAAGAUCUCGUUUAGGAACUUCACUAAAGGCGACUUGGCACUGUUCCUGCCGACGCGGAACUCUGUCUCGAAGCCUUGGGCGGCCUUCAACGUUUCCUUCCCACAUUACUUUCUGCAGGCUACCGGCCAUCUUGCCGAGCAAUUGAAGACACGGGAGUGGAUCGUGGCUCGAAUUACCUCAAUCACGGAGCGUGUAGUAGACCAGAAAGAUCCAAGCACUAACCCAUAUGGGUUGGGAGAUGGAGUCAAGUACUACAUGUUGGAAGUUGAGGAUUGGACCCAGCCAUCGUAUGCAUCGAAGCGACGAGAGCCGGUCAGGAAGGCUUCUUUAGAGGUGAAAGAAUCGACUAGCCUACCACUUCCUAGUCCACCCAUUCAAGACGCAGCUGCACUACCUGUUGGGCCUCCUGAGAACGAAGUAGAAGAUUCGUUUAGUGCGACUAAGCCACCAAAUUCUAGGCUAUUCCCCGUUCGCACACGCUCAAAUUCCUCUCCGAAUGCGGGACCAUCCUCCCUCUCGCGUCUCUUGGCCCAGGCGCCCCCACCCGAAAUGUCGCUCGAAUCCACUGGGCUAGAGAAGCCGAGUUUGCCGUCCCCCGUAAACUCCCCUCGUCCGCCACCAUCCCCCGCAAUCUCCCCUCGUCCACCAUCAUCCCCCGCAAUCUCCCCUCGCCCACUGCCAUCCCCUGUAACGUUUCCUCGUCCGCCUCCCUCCCCAAUCACUUCUACUCACCCGCAGCCCUCCCCAACACACACCGGAGCGGUCCCACAAAUACCUGGUCCCCCUGGCGUAUCCUCUCUUAGGCCAGGCUCAAGAUCUUCUCGUGUAUCCAUAUCAUCACGGUUCUCCGGUGGCCGUAUGCCUUUCGGAACAUCGUCUGCAGCAAAGGCAGUCGCUACGACGGCAAUAUCUGAACAGGCGGUGGCAUUGGUAUCACCCUCUUCGGACCUUGUUUCAGGACGGAAUGGAGCCUCACAGGCAUCCUCUGUUCCCUCGUCAGAGGACUCACACGCAGAGGGCGUGUCAAGCUUGGCUACAUAUCGGCGCCGGACGACGUCGUAUGCUUCACCCCGGAAUAAUGCGACCGCUUUGUCUGCAACGCUCAAUGGAUCUAGUCCGUUUUUCGGAAGUGCGAGACCAAGCGUUGGUGCGGGUGCCAGUGCGAGUAGCCGGCUGGCCAGUCUCGCAAGCAGUUGGGGUGUCAGCUUUAGUCGCAGGAAGCGAAGUGAGGUAGAGGAGAACGUCGAUAGUUCGAACGAGCGUCCUGCGACACCCAACCCGAUCAGUCCGAGUCAUGUACUUGAGAAUGCUGGGCUACUGGCGCAGUCGCCAGGCUCGUUUGAGGGACAAUUAGGAUCAUGA